AGACAGACUUUUUUGUUUUUGCCUAACAUGGCUUUUUUAUAGUAAAGGUUGCAGACCCCUGCAGAGACAUUUACUUUUUUAUGCUCUUUCAGUUGCCCCAACUACCUAUAUAGUCUUUCAGAUUCAAAUAUGUCCAGAUGUUUUCUCUCUUCAUGAUCUCUGUGAAAUCAUCACAAGCUGCAGUGGACAAAUCUAGGCUACUCGUCCAUAAUAAAUGAAGGAUUCCCAGUUUGAAUGAGGUUUAGUGUGUCCUGAGAGGCUCACUCAUUGGAGGAGAUUGGACGAGCAACGUAAGCGCUCCUCUUGAAUGGGAAAAUAGCAGAGGGGGAAAAACCACACACACACACAGCAGGCUGACAGUCGCACUGAGACACACACACACACACUCACACACGGACUGAGUCUCCUGAUGUAGCCACAAGAAGAGGACCUCAUUAUCAUUUUUGUGGAGUAAACGCAUCUUCGUCAUCAGGAGUUGUUUUUUAAUUACAGGAUCCGCGUCAUCUUGAGCCGUGCGCGCAUUCCUCAGCAGGAUCCAAGCAUCUCCAAUCGCACAUGAUUUCUGCUCUCCACGAGAGCGUUGUUUAUUAAUUUCCCUCUGCCCAGCAGAAAGCUCUCAUAGUCAUGCUUGAGCGGCGACUGGCGAAGCGUCUCAUCUGAAAUUCUUGUAUUUCAAAAAAGAAACAUGGACCAACAGCAGCUCUCCAAACCAGAAUGCAAAAACAUGGAUGCGUGUCUGAGGCGACUGAAGCAGGAGCUGCUGUGUAUGAAAGAAGCUGGAGAUGGCCUCCACGCUCAGAUGAAUUCAAUGAUGGGAGCCCUUCAGGAACUCAAGCUCCUUCAGGUCCAGACAGCGCUAGACAACCUCGACAUUUCUGGUCGGCCCAUUAACCGAGGACUCCCACAUCCAGCUCCUCCAGAAGUAUCAGUCACAGCGGCUUCAACCUUUAGCCAAACCAUGCACGAGGAGCCCAGCCCAAGCCCGAGCCCGAUGACAAGUUCAAGGCCGUCUCUGGAGAGCAGAAACACCUUCAGCCGAGAGGACAGGAGCCUGUCUCGUAACAGAAGCAGCCUGGGAACCUCAUCUUCCUCGGCAUCCAGCCUCGAGAGUGAGAGCGAGGAAAGUGAAAGAAGCGCACGGAGCGCGAGAAGCGAGAACAACCUUGAGUCUAUACCCAAGAGGUGGUCGGGAUACUCUGCCCCGCAGGUGGAUUUCUACGGACCAAUGGUGGGAAACCCUCCACCGGAGGCCUACCCUCAGCCACAGGCUCCCCGUCGUGCUCAGGCAGUGGACCUGCCUGGGAUCCUGUACAGCCUCUCCAGAGAAGGCCCUUCAUUGGACAGUGACUACUCCCAGGACAGCACAGAUGACACCAGCGACUGGACUUCUUCUCUCAUGAGCCGCAGCCGCAACCGUCAGCCCUUAGUGCUGGGCGACAACGUCUUCGCCGACCUCGUGGGCAACUGGCUGGACCUGCCCGAGGUGGAGAGGGAAGAGGGGGAAGAGGAGGAGAGGAGGAAGAGGAGUCAGGAGAGCAUAGCCGACGGAGGGGCUGACAGGCCGGACACCCCAGCUCACCCUCUUCGCCUCAGUCGCUCGCAGGAGAUCUGCAGGAAGUUCUCGCUAACCACAAACAUCUUCAAGAAGUUCCUGCGCGGCGUCCGGCCCGACCGGGACAAGCUGCUCAAGGAGAGGCCCGGCUGGAUGGCUCCUGAGCUGACAGAGGGAGACCUCUUCAAAAGGCCAAAGAAAGCGGCUCCCAAAAGUUCAAAAGGCAGCUUCUACCUGCCCUUUUGGGCAAAUGGACAGCAGGGCAAAGGCAGGCCGUGUCCUCAUCUAGCUGAAGCAGAGAGGAACCACCACCACUUCCCCCAGGUCCACCAGCAGCCAUUUGCUGGGAUUUAUUUAGACAGGAGACAGCCAGAGACUGGUCUGGAGAAAAUGCAGCCCUUGUUUGACUACAACACAGCUGUGUGGGUCUGACAGGGAGUCUCGGGCCAACAGGCUGCCAGUGAUGCCAAACUGAGUGAGUGACAGGUGCUGGGGGGAUUUGGGCUGUGCUGGAGGGGGAACGAAUGAAUGACUGAACCAGAGGCUUGGAUACAGUUAUCUUCCAAAAAUGAACCGAUGAACUUCACACCCACAACGAGAUUAUCAGGGCAACAUUUUGUCUGACAAUCCUAAACCUUGUUUGCAGUGUGUGUCUGGGUGUGCGAGUGUGUGCUGCAGAGUGUCUGAGACAGACAUUUUCAGAGAAACCUAUGCUGCAAGUUUUGUAUUAUUCAAAUUUCUUCUUAUAUGUGUGUGCAUGUAUGACUGCGUUCUCUGGGUGUCUUAAAAGACGGUACUUUGACAUCUUUCUCAGAAUGUCGCCAUCAUUACAGAUCUUUAUAAAAAUAAUCCACGGACUUUUUUCCACUGCUAUGCUGCAGGACUCUCAUACAUCUCACUUCUUUGCAACUAUGAAUAGAAACACCAACUGUUGGAUUGCAUGGUUACCGUUUUUUAUAAGUGAUGCUACAAACAGCUGUUACUGAACGCACUGCCACUAAACACAGUCAUAAGCUCACUUUUGUUUCCAACAGGCCUGGACGCCUUGGAAACUCAGGUUUAACAAACUGAACCCGUCGGUCUCAUUCGCCUUUGCUCAGGGAAUGAAUGUUACACAGGAGUAAAACUAUGAGACACUGCCGCAUUUAAAUGGGUUUAGAGAAGUCUUGCCUCAUCUCAUCUCGCCUAUAAAAGACGUAACAGCAAUACAGUGCAUGUCUAGUUCAAAGAUUGCACAUUCAACUUUGAGAUUUGUCCCUCGUAAUCAGCAACGUUGUGCUUGCCGUCAUGUUAGAAAUGCUCGUUUUUUCUUCUCUGCCGUGUAGACAUGGCACAUGUUGAGUCAACUGUCAGUCCGCAGAGAGAGGAGGGUAAAGAUGGCACAGCCAACCAUGAGUACUGACUGACUGAAUGCCAUCUGGUACCCGGUCGUUAUGUAAAGCUCGUUCGCCACGGCCUCGAAGAAGAUGCAAAACGGGCUCGUUUAAUCCCAAAGCGUUGAGGAUGAACUGAAUUAUGAUGUUACAUACUGUAUAUACACACAUACACAUACAUCACAUGGCUGUAACAGUGAUGAGACAGUUGAGAGUGGAGGUAAAGACCCGUAAUCUCUAUCAGACAGGAUCAACGUACAGAACAUUGUACAUAUUCUUCAUCAACCAAACGGCAGCAAUAACGAACAUUUACUGUAAUAUCCAAUCGCAUGGUUUCAUUAUACUGCACAGAUAAAUACGUCAUAGUAACAUUACAAUAAACAAUAACGCCACAUGUGUUUUUAAAAUCACAAACCGAUGAGUUAAACUUACAGUAUCUAUUCUCUUAUAUCAUAAUAAACAGUUUCAGUGUUUUUCAUUUCAAGCAGCAUCAUAACGUUAAUCAAGUUAAAAAACAAACUACAGCUUUCUUCACUUAAAUAUCAGGAUUCCCUCAGGAUUAUAGAUGACACUGCCCGCUCUGACCCAAAAUACUUUGUUUUUAUAGAGGACCACUGUUAUGCAAGGACAAUCUGAUACUCUAACUUAUUAUUGAAGUGAAAAAAACACAGUUAAUUUCAUUCAGUUUUCAAUUGGGAUCCCAGACCAAUCAACUUAACCAGCAGGGAUUAGGCCUGAGGUCUUUUGAGUGUCUUGGCCAUUCGAUUCCAUAUGGUGUUGUCUCAGUAUUCAGGUCAAUACAUACUGUACAUUCAGAGGGUCCAACACACACAGACAGUUUCUGCUACGAUGAGGCACAGUCUGAGAUGUCAUCAUACAGUGUGUGUGUAUGUAAAAUGUUUAUUUCUUCCUAUUUACAGUUGUCUAAGUGUCAUUUUUCAGCACUGUUGUUGAUAUUUUUCAUCAGGGUUCUGCGAACCCUCAGUAGUGAUUCUAUGUCAUGUGCACUGUAAAACUGUCACUGACUCUUUGUAAAUUAAAUCGGUUUUCAAAAAGAAA
This is a messenger RNA of Sebastes umbrosus (honeycomb rockfish), 3984 nucleotides long. RefSeq names its product inka box actin regulator 2 (gene inka2). The transcript is spliced from 2 exons. Gene Ontology annotation, molecular function: protein kinase binding; protein serine/threonine kinase inhibitor activity. Bases 686 to 1984 code for a protein of 432 amino acids. NCBI's taxonomy places the organism in Eukaryota, Metazoa, Chordata, Actinopteri, Perciformes, Sebastidae. Gene Ontology annotation, cellular component: nucleus. The record is from RefSeq and is a predicted model, not a curated record.